Messenger RNA from Anas platyrhynchos (mallard), 16126 nucleotides. Lineage: Eukaryota; Metazoa; Chordata; Aves; Anseriformes; Anatidae. The record is from RefSeq and is a predicted model, not a curated record.
AGUCGGGAUGUUUUUACCCCGAGUAGGAAAGCAAUGUCACUCCUAAUUAUGAAAGUUUGGAGAAGGUGUAUGAUAUGCAUGAAUGUCAGGGAAAGGAGAGCCAUUCUGCCUCCUUCCCCCUUCUACAUGUUUACUCUCAAAUUGCAAACCAGCUUUCACUCUACAGUGCCUUUUACAAACUGUUUUUGUUUUUUUCUACUAUAUCCUUCAUUAGGUUCCAUGAAAGACAGUUCUUUGUGACUUUGCAUCAUGUGGUAUGAGUUCUUUUCUUCCAAGGGCUAUGACCACAAGUAUCCUGGGCCUUCAAGGAUACCUCCCUAUAUCACUGUCCGUAAGCUUUGUAAGCACUUCUAUGCUGUGCUGAAGUUUAGUCUUGUUUCCUUUUUGUUUCAGACUAAAUCCUCACAAAUAAGAAUUUUGAGAUGCUUUUUGUCUUUUGCAACAUCAAUUCUCCAACUGAUAAUUGGCUUCAGAAUUAAGAUCAUUAUGAAAUCUUCAGAGUAGUGCAUAUGUGAGUUCAAACAGGAAAAAAAACCUCUUUGAGCUAGACAGCUAUUAAGAAAAAUUUAACGCAGCUUGGUGGAUGUUCUUUGAAUUUGGAUACAAAUGUUUGUACUUCAAACUUGCAAUCUGCCUAUGGUCUUGAGCUGAGAAAAAUAUUUCCAUGUAAACAGAAGGAAAUGUUUGCUUGAUGCAAGUAUUUUGAAAAUAUUGCAUAGAUACCUUGUGUUUGUGGUAAGUUUUAUGCAUUGUUCCGUUUUAACUGAAGUCAAGAAAGAUGUCAGUAUGGAUGCCUUCUGUUUCUAAUUUUCCCAUAUGUGUUGUUCCUAGGGGCUCCGAGUUUUUUAUGUGCGUUAUAGAACGUGGCUGUGGGACAACUUUAAAAACAGAUGCUAUGGGAGGGGAAAAAAGGAUAAAAUCUAGAACAGUAGUAGCUAUACUUGGAACUCAUUGAGACUUUAGAUGUUGCUGACCUUAAAUUGACAAAAAAUGUAAUAACAAUACUACUUAAUGUUACUUGACUACAUCAAUUUUACAACAUUUAAGGAAUAGAGGUCUUUUGUGCUAUUUCAGAAAAUACGUAUAUCAUUAAUCUUUAUAUAUUUUGAUAGUAACACUGCUUUCAUCUUGUACUGGUGCUAUUUUGGCAGGUAUCUCUUGAAAGAUUUUUUUUUUAUUGAUUUAAAACCUGAGUACCACCAGCAGUAAAUGCAUGGAUACGCUAGAUAUAAACUAAUUUAAAGAUGUUGAGGGGGAAAUAUUUCCAACACAAAGGAAAAUUCUCGUUUUAUCAUUCUUUUAGUAGAAUUUAGCUGUACUUAAAAAAACUGUUUAACUUUUAUCAGUGUACUAAAACCUUGUAUUUCAAAGAAGUUUCACUUCAUAGGUUUUGUAAAUUAGUAUAAUUUUCUAAUUUUUAUUACAAUACUUAAAAACUAGUCAGGGAGGAAAUUUUCUGUUAAGGAGAAUGAAGGUCUGAACAUAUUCACUAUGUUUUGUCUUUAUUUUGUCUUUAACUUGAAAAGAAUGUUAAAUGCAGACUGUUUUGUGACCCUGACAGCAUGCAUAAUUCAUGUGUGUUUCGUGUUUAGGUAUAAUCGUAAAAAUGGAACAUUACACAUCAUAUAUAGGAUGUGAGAUUUCUGCAGUGCCUUUAUCUGAUGCUGCUCAGAGGAUUAUGUCAGCUUUACAGUCUGUUCCUACAGGAAUUCAGACUAGCAGAAAAAAUAACCAGAGUGAGUAAAUUUUGAUCUGUUUAAGUGUCUAUAUUUUCAGUUGCAAAAACUGAAAUGCAAACAAACAACAACAUCAAACCUCCAGUCCCUAUUUAAGAAGAAAAUUAAGUGUUUCUAGGUUUAGAAAAUGAAUUGAGCUUUAACUGUGGCAUUUGCUGGGACUCGUCUGGUUAAAUGAUGCUGUGUAAGUGCAGGGAACUAAGAUAUUGCCAGUACUCUGUGUUUCAUUGCUUUUUUUUUUUUAAUCUUUCGUAACCUGUUCCUGCUAGUUUCUGCUAUGUGGUAUUAAAACAGAUGAGAAUUUCCAAUUCUUAAUUAACUAAUACUGUAAACUAAAUGUAUGUUAACUUGAAUCUGGGCUAGAUACUUAAAUAUCACUAGAGGUACUGGGAAAUUGCAAGGAGGCCAGUGAGUUCUCCAGACUAUUGUCUGUUCUUAAACACAUGCUCAUUACCAACUCACUCUUUGUGAAAUUCUAGGGGGAAGAGUGAACAAAAGUCCAAAUUGUAGAGCAAAUUAGGUAAUGUUAAAAGAGCCUCAGCAGAUCUUUGACUCUGGGCAAAGCCCACCGUCAUCCUCAGAAUGUAGUAGAUACUAGUGACAUUUUGCAAGAUUUUUUUUAUUCUCAAUUCUGUGUAUUUAAUAGUUCAAUCGUGUAGCUCUGGAAAGAAGUAGAAUGUUAAAGUCUUGCUUAAUUUCUGUUCUCUUUUUUUUCUGGAGAAGUAGAUCCUGGAACAUUAUCUGGUCAACAGGAUUUAAAACUAAGAUUUAAAUACUGCAUUUGUUCUUGUUAUAUGGCAUUCAUUACAACCUUGGUUUUAUAAAAACAGUAGCUCAGGCUCUUCGUUCACUAGUAAGAUAAUGGAUCAUUGGAGCCUGAUGGUGUAGCAGUGAAAAGGGUAGUAGCUCAUUGCUAUGUAAAUUGGUGAUGCACAUUUGAAGACAUGGAAUACAUUUAUCUUAACAUGAAAACCAAAACUCAGAUUAUUUUAAAGAAAGUGAGAUCUCCUUUCAGCCUCGAUUUAAUUGCUUUUCUGCUUCUCUUGCUACCUUGUCAUUUUCUGUUAAACGUUUUCUGUCAUAGAUAUGGGAACUCUCCCUUCUGUGUGAUGUCUGUGUAGUGUUAUGUUGUCUGCUCGCCAUCCGUUCACUCUGUCAAGCAGUAAAAUGAGAGAUUCGCUUUCUUUAAAAGUACAAUGAUAGUCUCUGGUAUUUUUAGCCAAUUGUAACUGCAGUCUUUGUAGUGUUCCUAAACCCUUUCUCACUGGGUAUUGAAAGAACAGUAUAAGCAUUUAGUGGCAGCAUGUCACAUGACUAGCUGUUUUGUUUCCCUUAUCUUAAUAACGAUUGCUUCUAGUCUACAGACUUAAGAACAAACUUAUAAUUUGAAUCACUCUUAGGAAAGUGCCUAUGUAUGUAGCUUUAGUUGAUCAAAGCAUGGAUCCGGGGAGGAAGAAAAGUUUGCCUUAAAAUAAACAAACAAAAGACCACACCAAAAUAACAACAACAAAAGUUGGUCUGUUUAUGGCUAUGUUGGACUGUAUUUUAUUGAUAAGAUCUUUAAAGUUUUAAUUCUACUUAAUUGGAAAGUCUGUCUUUAAAAGGUAAAUACUGGAUUCAAAUAGCACAAACAUCUGUGAUGUUGAACUCAUGGGUGAAAUUGUGGUCAUCUUGGCAGUAGCAUUUCUAAUAGUUCCAUCCAGCAGUACGUUUGAAUGCAAGGAUGGGUUUCUACUGCCAUCUGCUGAUACUUUUUCAUGAACCAGAAAUUCGAGGUGGUGUGGUGAUUUAGAUACCAGUCAUACUGAGCACUGUGUGCUGAACGAGAGCAAUGUAAUCCUCAUCUUUGGAGGGUGAAUUUAUUGAGAACAAGUAUCUAGCCAUGAAGUGAUUAAAAGCGCUGACAUUAGACUCACAUUGCUAUCGUUGUUAAAUGAUAGUUUUAUUGUUGUGGGAAGUGUCAAGAAAACCAAACCUAAAAUGUUUGACACUAAAUUCAGUUAUACCAUAUUGACUGUUCUAACAGUUCAGGUUAGGGGGCUAAGCUGGAGAUAAAAUAACUGAACCUGCCUGUGAUAUUGUAAAGUAAUAAGAUUAGUCUUUUCUGGAGACUGAGGUAGUCUCUUAAAAUUAUUUUUUAUUAGUCUUUUAAGUAUAGGAUCCUGCUUUACCUCUUCAAAACUUUUUAGAAUACAGUUUUAGUAAAUGGAAAAAGGUCCACUUAUGCCUUGUUUGAUACUGUGUGGCAGCUUGUUAGAUCCAGAAGCUAGACACAUUCUCAUAAUACAAAUUUUGUAGCUGAAGGCAGCAGUGGAAUGGACUCUGCCUGGACCAGCAGUUAGAAAGGGACAAUAUGCGUAUUUUGCCCAGGAGUGCUUUUUUUGGCUGGGUAGUAGAAGGAUCUAGAGACACAGGGCUUGUAACUACAAACUCUGGAGGGCCAUGCACUUCACGAGAGUUCUCCAUUGCCUGGCUCCUCUUAUUGUCCCUGCUGAAUCUGUAAUUACUGCUAGUCUGUUAGCCCUUGUUCUUUUAUUCAUUUGCUUCUCCUCUUGGGUCUCUUGGGCUGUGUUGAGUGCAGAAAAGAGAAGGCAUGUCGUAGCCCUGUCACUCAGCGUGGUGCGGAGUUCUGAGGUGUAUUUACAAAGCUUCCUUAAAUUUUCAGAACUGUAGGCCAACCACUGCUGGUAAUGUGGUGGUGGGCCCAGGAGAACAGCUGUGCUGUGCCUCAGGGCUCUGUCUUCAACCCAGCUCUAAUAAUAAUCCUGCUCCUUAUUGGGAUGCUGGUCGUUAUUACCCUUCUGUCUAUUUGAUAAGUCUGAAUCUUCCUUGCUCUCUAUUCUUGUCUGAUCUUACAAUACUCAUUCUCUUGCGAGGAUGAACAAUGUGAAAAAAUUAACCUCUUGGUAAAGCCUGGUCAGUUUUCUCUAGGGCAUCAUAAGUUAAAGAUACAUGUGUGAAUAAAGUAUACUGAAUAAUAUUUUGGAGAAUAAUACUGUCUAACACCAAGUUCAACUGUGUGAAAUGUGUUUUUUUUUUUUCCUUGCUCAAGCCCUUAUCUUUACUUUGACCAAAAAGGGAUGUGUUUUCUUGAAAGAAGGUGGUAGGCAUUCUUAAAAUAUUAUAGUAAUGCUUUGUCUGAAUACCAUGGAAAAUACCAUGUUUGUCGGCUAUGUAGCAAAGCUGAAUGUAACUUUUUCUUCAUGGGGACAGAGCAUGCUUUUACAUGUGCAUAUUCAGGAACCUGCAGAGCCAUUUAGAGCCUGAAUUAUAUUAAUUUGAGGAAAACAGUUGGCAUUGAAAACUUGAUUGCAAUUAUUUUAGGUUUGGUUAGUGUUGGUAGUGUAACAUUGCAUGUAACCAAAGUUGUAUGCAUUCAUCUCAGGUUCAUUUGUACUGUAAAAUGUUUUCUUUUUUUUUUAAGGUAUAGAGAAGACUGAGGAAAAUAAGUUAGGUGAUAAGGAUGCACAUCUGAAAAAUGAAAAGGCAAGCACACUGUAAGAUAAAAGACUACUUAAAAAGCCACUCUUUAGUGGAAGUUUGGAAGUUAUUGACUGGCUCUUUCAUAACAGGUUUUAUCACAGUACAUUGCAUAUUCUGGUGGUUCAGAUAACUUUCCUCUAUAAGUCUUAUUUUGCACUUGACAUCUACUCUACCUUUGAGAGUAUUGGCCCCACUUUUCCUAUUUAUACUAAGUCUAUUGUGACAUUGAUCUGAAAUACAUGAGGUUGACACAUUUAGAUAGUUACUAAGGAAUAAAAAUGUUGUGUAACCUCAGUUUGACAAUCACUGGCAUCCAAAAAAAAUCCCGCAAAAUACAGCAUGCUGCUUUUCAUAGUAGUAGUGAAGUGGCUUAUGUUUUGUGAAUUGUUGCCUCAGCAUAAAAUUGUCACUUCAUCAUAACUAGCAUGACCCAUAUAAUGCCCAUGGGGUAUACAGUACAGCCAUCAGGUACUAUGUCCUCUACAUAAGCUGUGUGAAAUUAAUGCAUCUUUCUGUCUACUAUAUGCCCUUAGAGCAACUGCAUGGAUGAAGCUUUAGGCAUUAUUUUUUACCCAAAUGCAUUCAUGUAUUCAUACAGGAGACCACUACUUUUGUCUGUUACAGAAGGAGAAGGCUUUUUUUUUUUCCAAAAUAAAGAAUUCUUGAAGCAUAUCUUCUUAUUUUUGGUUUGUGUUUUUUUCUUUUUCCCCAGAAUAAAAGAAAGGUGUGGGAAUAAAAAUACAUGUUUCCUUAUUGAUACUAGAAAAAACAUAUUUAAGAAAUUACUGCUCUUGUUGGCUGUACUGCUUUCCACGGGUGUUAACUUUUUUCUUCUCUAGUGUUGCUAGUGCUGCAUCACUUUUUCUGUUCCGUACUUUUUGCUCGUAGGAUUAAUCUCUUCAAGUUAUCACUUUGCAACACCAUGACAGUGUCUCAUCACCCAUUCCUUCUUUUCCAUUUAAUCUUGUUUUACAUUUCUGAUCCUUCCACAGGCAGGUACUAGUUACAUAAUCAUAAAGUGAUCUGGUUCAGAUGAAAAAUGUCUUUGUUUUAAAGGAAGUUUAAUUUUUGGUGGAAUCAUCUCCCUGAAGUUAGUUCAGUGUGCAUGCAAGUGCCAGCCAAGAAUGAUGGAUAACUGGGGUGGUCCCAACUUAGGCUGUGAUUGAGGACCAUAAAGUUGGUCAAAUGAGCUGCGGAUAUUAAAAGUGAGCUCCCCAGCUGCAGAUCACACAUCCUUCAUUACUCUGACUGGUGCAUGGUGCACACUUCUGCAAGUCUGUUCAGGUUCCUUGUGAAGCAGAAAAGUACGCUUCCUGUGUGCGUGGUGAGGUAGUUUCCUGCAAAUUACAUUGGCUUGUCUGUAGGCAUGAUGAGAAUGACUUAAGCCACUAGUGAACGUAUGUGGUAGUGGAACCUCUUUUUGUAAUGUUGAGGAGCUAAUUUUGACACACCAGAUCUAAUGAAAUUCUUCUAAAUCCACAUAAAUUAUGAAACGACCUCCUCUGACUUAGAAAGCCUGUUGUUUACUUCCAGCUAUGUCAUUAUUUCUAAUAGAUGAUCAGUUCUUCCCAGAAGCUGCUGCUCCUCUCUGUGGUUAAUUGUAAUUCCAACUAUAUUAUUCUGAUUUGAUAAUUAAAUUUGCUUUGUUCUUAUUUUUGAUCUUUUAAAAGAGAAUUACUUAUUCUUGAUUCUAUAAUUACUUCAGUGUCCUAAUUCAAAUUUUACUAUAUGUUAAACAAUGCAAACUAUUUGUGAUUUGACUGGAGAAUACACUUAAGUGGAUUAGCUGUCUGUCUACGGUUCUUGAACAGUCAGUCUUUCUGUGCUAAUAUUAUUCCACUUACGGUAGCUUUUUUUAGUGUCUCCUUUGUGAUUAGCUUUGCCUAAGUCCAAUUUAUUUGUCAUCUUUCAGAACAAUCACUAUUCAUUUUGGUAGCAGCAAAAACUUAAUUAAAUCUUUUUCUGUUUAUUUAAAACCUUUUAAUUGUACCUUUUUUUUUUCUGUAGAGCUGAUCCUGUAAAGUGUUUUUAACUAGUCUAAGGCUCUUUCAUCCUUUUGAUUCCACAGUUCUGAGGUUUGGGAAAAUGGGAUCUUGGUUAAGGAAUAUUGCAAACCACCACCAACAAAAAAGCAUUGGCUUUGCCUUUCUGGUUUGCUCAAACAAUCGAGUGAAUAGAAAUGGAUGAUAUCCUUUAAUCAGUGGAAAUUGUUGUCUUGUUCUUGUUCUUGAUGUGAGGCCUGCACAGCAGUAACUUGUGGUUCUUUUAAAGCAAGAAGGCCUCAGUUUUUGGAAUGACAGAAGUGCUGAAGGAGGCUGGUGAUUCCAAGAGCAGAAAAUGUAGUAAUUACGAGAGCCUUCAGUUACUUUAAAAUAGUGUGUAAAUGUUAUACUUAUGCACGGUGUGAGGACUAAAACUGAGAAAACAAUGGCUUUGCCAAGCAGUUAGAGAAGUUGAAGGAAAAACUGCUUUUGAUUUGAUUCUGUGUAAGAUCAAGAUCAAAAUAUUCCUGCUGGAGGUUACCCUGACAGGGACUACAGUACUAUAGUCUUUCUGAGGUACUAAAGAUAGAUAAGUCACUAUAGGAUUGCCUCAUUUUAAAAAGGAAAUUGCAUAAAAAGGAAGGAGCUUUUAAAAGAAAGUAUAGGGUGUUUCCCCUCCAAAAGCAAAACAUCUGUAGGUAAUAAGGACUUAUACAAAACAGAGUAUUGGAGGCUUAAAACAAUCUCUCUGGGUGUGGGAGCAGUAUGGCUAAACAACAGUAUGUAGGAGACAACUAAACAUCCUGCAACUUUACAGAACUUGUAUUUCAUAAAGAACACAAGACAAAGGAUCCCUCUUGGCUGAAGAGGGUGUUGAAGAAACUAGCAAAAUAAACAGCAAGAAAAUACAAAGGCCAGUAGCAUACCAAGGAAAUCAAGGAUGAAGGAUUAGAAUUAUGUUACCAUGCAAUUUCUUGUUCAAGGCUCUUUAAUAGCACUUUGAAAAAAAUAAAACACGCUGCUACAAAAGGAUGCAGGGAAAUGUGUGGAAUAUGAAAGCUGUUGUGGGGAUAGUGAUUUAACCAGGCUAGAGUAUAAUACUUAGCUGCACACCUGAUAAUAAGGUGCACCUUCUAUGCAACUUUCCUAUGAAUUCUUGUUGUGUCUUGCAAUCCUGUAAUUUUUUUUGGAAAAGGUGGAGAUUCAGUGGAUUCAGAACUUCCAAAGCAGGUAUUACGGUCCCUUGCCAAAAAUAAAAACAACCCUUUGAAUAUUGAAGCUAAAGAUGAAAAUGAAAGGUCGCCUCUCCCUUCACACAAAGCUUGCUAAUGACCUAGUCAUUGUGGAAGACAGGCUACCGGACUAGAUGGCUCUUGUUAAUUUGGCAUUGUUAGUUUUGGACUAACAACAAACAAACAAAUAUGGUGGUGGUUUUGGAUGCCAGCAAUAUAAAUCAACAAAAUCACUUUUACUGAUAGACACUUGAAUUUUGGCCUAUGUGAUAAAGUUCCUCUAAACUGUCUGUCUGUCUUGAUGGUAUCACUAAGAUUUUUUUUUCUUUUGUACAGCAUCACUUCCUGAAAAGCUUUUUGAAUUAACUCAGGGAUGAUUAUUUCUGUCUCCUAAUAAGUUGAAUAAUUAGUUCACUGAAAAAUUUGAUUUUUCCAGGAAAUUAAUAAUUCCACAAUUGCAUUAUUAAAAUCAUCUGCAAGCCCUGCAAGAAGUACUGGUCAGAAAGUCAGGACAGUACAUACCAAUGAAAUGCUUUCCUAUCAAGCUACCAAAAUACUGAGCUAUUACCAGGAUUUAGACUUAUCUAAAUGGGGAUAUGGAAAAAAAAAUCUUUCAGUAAAAGCAAAAAAACUGAAGGAUGAUGAAAAGAAUGUAGCUACUCCCCUUAAAAGAAAGCAAGAUGUACCUACAUGUCACUUGGAGAAAAAAAGAUUACCUCUAAUGAACUACACUUCACAUGAAAGAAGAUAUAACUGGACUUCCAGACGACCAGAAUUUUCUGAAAAUUAUCCUUGUGAUAUCAGGAGUUUGGGAAAUGAAGAAAAAAGAGAAUUGCUUGCAAAUAUAGAACAGGCAGUGGCUUUUGUAACUACUAUGAUAUUUCAAGAUGGUUCUUCACAGCUCAACUCAGAGCAGGCCUUAACUUCAUCAGUAAAAGGAAUCGUUAUAUUAGUGAAGAAUCAGACAGAUCGCCUCUGUUCUCCCAGUUACUCUUCGAGUGACCGUAUUCGGAAUGCUGCUGAUGAAAGUGACAAAUUAAUUUAUUUAAAAACUGAAUGCUCACCUCUUUGGGAACAAGAAGAACAGGCUCACAAGAAAUUUGCUUGGCGAGUGUUGUUUCAAAUGCUGCGUCGCAAAGUUCCAGUUAUUUGCUUCAAUGCAAAAGAUUUUCUGAGGACAGUACUUCAAAUUUAUGGUAAUGAAAUUAGCUGGAAACAAGUUGCCGAUAGCGUCGUGUUAGAUCCAAGGAUUGCAGCAUGGCUGAUAAACCCCAGUGACACAGUUCCCUCUUUUGAAUGUUUGACGGAGAAGUAUUUUGAAAAAUCUUUUUCUAUGGAAACAGAAAAUACAGAUACAGGCACUUUGAGAAAUGCAUCGUACCAAAAUUUAGGUGUAAACUUAGAGAAGCUUUAUACAGUAAUGGCAGACCUUACUCAUGACUUACAGGUUCAAGGUUUGUGGAAAUUAUUUUGCACGUUAGAGCUUCCACUGAUCAAAAUUCUGGCAGUGAUGGAAACACACAAAAUACAUGUGAACAAGCAAGAACUGAAAAAAACAUCAGAGAUUCUGGGGUUGAGACUCAAAGAGCUUGAACAGGAGGCCCAUCAAAUUGCUGGAGAACGAUUCCUUUUGACCAGUAGUAGUCAACUCAGAGAGGUACUAUUUGAAAAGUUAAAACUGCAUACACUGUGUGAGAAAAUUCCAAGAACUGAAAGGCAACAAGUGGCAUCCACCUCAGAAGUCGUGCUGAGUAAGUUGCAAGAUCUUCAUCCUUUGCCUAAGAUAAUGUUAGAAUACCGGCAGGUUCGUAAGAUAAAAUCAACCUAUGUGGAUGGACUACGAACAUGUAUGAGAAAGGGAUUUAUUUCCUCUACAUGGAAUCAGACAGGAACUGUGACUGGCAGAAUUUCAUCUAAACAUCCAAACAUUCAAGGUAUCUCUAAACAUCCAGUGAGAAUUGUAAAGAAACAGUAUAUAAAAGGAAAAGAAGAGGAAAUAGUAACCAUUUCCCCAAGAGCACUAUUUGUUUCAAAGAAAGGAUAUACAUUUUUAGCAGCAGAUUUUUCCCAUAUUGAAUUAAGGAUCCUUGCUGACUUAUCAUCUGAACCAGAGCUUCUGAAACUGUUCCAAGAACCUGAAACCACAGAUAUCUUUACCACACUGGCUUCUCAGUGGAAGGGGAUUCCAAGUGAAGAAGUGAAACAAGCUGAUAGAGAGCAAGCAAAGCGUGUAGUUUACUCAGUAGUUUAUGGAGCAGGUAAAGAACGUCUUGCUGAAUGCCUGGGAAUUACUCCUCUUCAAGCCAGUCAUUUUAUAGAGAGUUUUAUGCAAAAAUACAAGAAAGUAAAUGAAUUUACAAAGAAAACCAUUGAACAAUGCCGAACAAAAGGUUAUGUGGUUUCCAUUAUGGGGCGUAAAAGACCACUGGCUAAUAUCAAUGCACAGGAUUAUAAACUACGCACUCAAGCAGAGAGGCAGGCUGUCAAUUUUGUUGUUCAAGGAUCUGCAGCUGAUCUUUGUAAAAUGGCUAUGGUUGAGAUUUUUACCUCUGUUGUCACUUCUCCAACUUUAACAGCAAGGUUAAUUGCUCAGAUUCAUGAUGAGUUGUUGUUUGAAGUAGAAGAUUCUCAAAUCCAGGAAUUUUCAGCAUUGGUAAAAAGAACAAUGGAGUCCCUGCAGCAAACUACAGCCUUGGAAGUGCCACUAAAGGUUCCCUUGAAAGUGAUUCUUACCACUGGGAAAUCAUGGGGGUGUAUGACAGAAUUGCAGGAGAUGUAAAGCAGUCAUCGGGGAUGUUAUUCAGUACCCGUACACCUCAUUGGCCUAUGCUGAUUCCUCACUGAAUCACUAGGCAACAGCGCUGCUGGAUCUUUCAUAAGCACCUAAUACUCUGCAUGUGAAUUUUUUUACUUCAUUUUGUCUGUAGCCCUAGGCAACAGCAGUGAGAUAAAACUGGUUUUUACCAGUUCAUUGUGUUUCCUUUAGCCAAGGUAACCAGCAGGGAGCUGCUUUUGUUCAGAGCUAAAUUACUACAUGUAAGAAAUGAAGCAAGACAAUAUUAACCCUUUGGGAUCGCGACAAAUAUAUUUGAGUUAGAUGGAUGUUUAGAUUUUAAUAUCAAAUAUUUUGUGAAGCGAUUGUGUGAAAAUACUUCUAAUCUGGCAUUAGAAAGACACUAUUUGAACUGUAUCAGCAGCUGCUCAACUGUUGUGUUCAGCUUAUUUUACACUUUGUGAGUAGACGGCAGCUGCUGGGGUACUGAAUGUCAUUUUCCACAGACUUAGAAAAAAGUUCCUUAGAAAUGGAGAGUUUCUACCUUAAAUUGUAUUUAGGAUUUUAGAGUUAAAACAAGUAAACAAAAACUGCAUUAGCUGCAUUUAAAAUAGCCAGAUUGUUGCCAAUUAAAUUAAUUUCAAAAUCCAUUUGUACACUGUAGCCCUAGCAUACUUUUGACGAAGUUUUGUCUAAUCUAUUAUUUUUAUUACUGACACAAUGCUAAAUAUGGUUAGAUACAUUUUGAGAUUCAGACUUAAGUUUUUUAGGAUUCAGGCUUCUACUUCUAUGUUUGGAUUUUAUUAUUAUUGAUACUUUAGUAUCAACGGUACUUUUGAUAUCAAUAAUAUUUUUGAUAUCUUGAUAUAUAUUGAUAUUGAUAUUUUAGUGUUCUGUAGAGUUUAUUCUUUAAAGAAGUUUGUUUUAUAAAACAUUACUUGGUGCCAAAUUCUGCCUCCAUGGUAGUGGAAGAAUAGUCAAUCCUCAAAGUCUACUAAUUAUUUAGAAGUUGAAGUCAAGCACAAAACUUUUACAAGAUGUUCAGUAUAUUUCAGCACUAGACCUCAAAUGAUCAAAGUAACAUAAUUUAAAUUUUAAAUGUGUAUAGUUACAGAGAGUUUGCAGCAGUUUUAAUUUGUAUCCUUAAAAAAUUUUGCAUUACGCUUAAAGGCAUUAAACUAUUAAACAAGAUUUCCUUAUGUUGCGUAUUAAUCAUACGUCAGCUGAAAUUAGUUAGUUGUUUCCAAAAAUUGAUUCUUAUAGUUACAGAAGUAGUAGUGGUGAUGUAAGCAAAGUCAGAGCCUUCUGCAUAUUAAUUGUGGCUCAGCUCCUUGGCUGGGGGGUCCAGCCUGUGUGGUUGUGACGCUGUGCCACGUCAGGCAAGCAGGGGUCUGAUUCCACCUUUCCAAUGAAGAAGAGGUUGCACAAAUUUUCUUCUGCUUUUUGACUGUUUAGAUAUUUAUAUGAAUAUAUAUUUAAAUGUUUUUAACUUGUUAAACUAAGUUAAGUAGCUUAUUUUGUUGGGUUUCCACAUAUACACAAUUACAAAAGGAAUUUUUAAGCUUUCUGUGUUUGCACUGGCUUUGCAUAGGUGUGAAAUGUUCUCCUCCCUCUUGAAGACCUACUGUUUUCAGGAAGCCUACAGUCUUGUAUUUAGUAACCCUUGCUUCUUAAAGGCUACAGCACUAACCUUACUACUGGCAAUGUUUUUUGUUUCCCCAUUGAUUUCCAGCUUGUAUAUGUUUCUUAGGGUGCAUAGUUUAACUAGAUAAUGUAUUUUUUUCAAGUCCUGAAGAAUAUGAGGCUUACCCUUCAGUCUAAUGAAAAACAAAUACACACUUAAGAACAUAAGGAACCUUGAUCCUGACCUGUGGAUUAACAUCUGAGCAAAUACGGAGCUAUAUAGAACAUACGGAACAAAUUUUCAGACACAGCCAUUCACAAAAGAAUGUCAGUCACACUUCCCCAGAGACAUGCUCUUUGUACAGAUUGUCAUACAGUGAAUGAAGUUAAUAUUUUGUUCACCUUGUCUCCUAGAGAGUGCUUGUGAUCUCCUCUGGGCUACAGGGUCACCCUUUUGCUUUUACAACCUUUCUUUUCGUUUUUACAUUUCCAAAAAGGAAGACAGCCAACCAAUAAGCGCACUGCUUUAUCUCACACACCUGAGGGCUCACUUUGCAUACACUGGGGUGAGGGCAAAAGGCAAACGGGUACAAGUCUGGGGGAUUGUUCAAGACCAAGGUCUCAAGACUUGAUGCAGUUUGUGUCCCCACAACUUGCAUGCCAUGAACUCAAGAUCUCUUUCUAGUACUCCAGAUUCCAGUAACGAAACUGUGUUUUCUUCCAGUUGUAGGCUGUGAGUGAAUUAGCAUAGAGAGAUUUAUUCUGUAGCUGGGUGGAAACCAGAACUCUUUGAUGUUGUGCAUGUAAUCAUCGUCAGAUGAACUAUGAAACGUUUUGACUACCGGGAUGUGUUCUUCAGUCUUUUGUUCUGUUCCCCACAAACAGCCAGAUGGGUACCUGGUCCUCCCUACCUGCCCUAUUCUGCUGUGUUAAGGUACAGAUUUUGUGGGUUAUUAGGUUUUCUAGAACUCACUGAAGUGGGCCUCGAAGCUCCUGACUGGAUCAGUUUUUAAUGGAUAAAAUCCCAGAUAUCGAGAAGAGUGCUGUCUGGGACAACUGUUUUGACUUUGCCAUCCGUUCCUGUUGCCUCCCAUCCUGCACUGAACACAGGUUUUGAAACAGUUGUGUUUUUCAAAUUGUAGAAAAGCAGAAGUAUUUCUAGUGUUUGCUGUUAGUUUCCCAACAAGAUCCUCUGGACAAGGCGUCAGUUUUACACCACUUGUGCUGACCUAUGUAUUGCUAUAAAUUCGGAGCAGUGCAGUUUUUCCAGGCCUUUAGCAAGCUACCCUGCAGCACGCCUGAAUCUAAAGAGCCAUUAUAAGGAAGCAAGGCCAGUCCUGACCACAGAUUUCCUCCCAAACAAAUACAGGUGAAAAUGUUCAGUAUUUGAUGAUUGCCAGGAAUGCCUUUUGGGUGGCACAAUAAUUUCACACCAGUGAACCCUUAUUAUAAAUUAUUAUUAAAUAUUAUAAAUGGUGACCUUUUCAGGUUGUUUUGGUUUGGCACGAAGUGGAGUAUAAAGCAAGGGUAGGCUGGAGCGGGAGCAAUCAUAAGAGCCCUUUUCUACCCUUAAAACUCUCAGUUUGACCUCCAGAAUGAUUCCUUUCUCUCACAGCCUAUGAAAUGGUACUUGGAGGGCAACAAACAGAGCUUCUGUUUGAAAUACAGAACCCUACAGAAGCAGUGAUCAAGGAGUGUGAGAAACAUCACAGAAAUGAUGGGGAGAGAGGAAUAGCUGGCUCGGCAUAGCUUUGGUGGGUGGAAAUUUCCCUAAUUGAUUCUCUGAACACAGCAAGAACCCUAUUGGAAUCACUUUAUAUCUUUGGCUUUAGUCACAGUUUUGUCUUUGGUGGCCUAAAUCUUCCCUGAAAUCAUCUGCAAAUCUUUUUGUUUGCUGGGGAAGGAGCACUGUUUGAAAACACUUUAAUAUCUUUGAGAAAUGUACCAGCAGAGCUAUUUGCUGGCAUUUUCAUGGCCGUGGCAUGACCAAUACGUAUCUGCCCAGGCCUUGAAUCUUUUUAUGUCCACAUAGCACUGUGGAACAGUGGUGCUCUGAUCCUGAAUGUUGGUCCGACUCGAUAAUAACCAGAGCUCAAACACUGGUCUCAGGUAUUAUGAGAGCAAGAGUGUUUACAUGUGGGGAAAAAAAAAAAAAGCAUAUUGACAUAUUUUUUGAAAACUGAGAGUAGAUAAAAAGGUGAAUCUGCUAGAGCAUCCAGGACAUCAUUUACUCUUGGUAAUAAUUAAGAAAAAUCCCUAAAAGGUAAACUCAUUUCAUAUUUGGGAGUCCACAGAGCCAGAUCUUGUUUAAUCUGACUUGAAAAUAAGGCCAAAGAAUGGGAUGAAGGUUGAAUUAUGCCACCCUGAUAUAUUUCCUCAGUGGCCUAAAAUGUCUCUUCUGUCUUCCCUGUUAACAACCAGAUGAGGUAAAGCCCUGAAUAACCCGGUCUUGUCCUCACUGGUGACCCUGCUUUGAGCAGGAGGUUGGACGAAAGACCUCCUGAAGUCUCGUCCAACUUCAGCCUCCUGUGAUCCUCUGUCGUUCUUCAGCUGAACAGCGGCAGUCAUCUGGCUGCAAGACAAAACAGAGAUUCCCUUCAGAUACUCUGCUGUACCUCAUUGAAGUAGACAGAGCUGCACCAGAAGAAGCCCCAGAAAUGUUUGGGGAUUUCAUUCCUCCUUCCCACCUGUGUUGGCUGGUUCGGUGCCAGCAUUUACUAUAUUUCCUGGCUCAUGGGCUCACUUUGGGUUGGCAAACUUCCUUUUGGUAUUAGCAGGUUGUCAGAAACAUUCAAGGAGUGGAAAGGAAUCACUUCUCGUUUCUCCCAUUCUGCAAUGGUUUUAGUAGGUAGAGUGUGUCUGGGGGUAAAAAUAAGUCUCAAUUACAUGCUAUCUUUGCUUUCCUGGGAAUCUUCCACAGCCUGAUCGGCUCUUUUCUACUGAAAACAGCAACCUACAAUCAGCUUGUUCUCUUUAGACAUCUCUGAAGUGCACUUCUACCACCCAUCUUUGUAAGGCCUUCUCACGUUAUCAAGUGUGUAUUUAUUACCCUCUGCAAACCAGGCAAUUUGUUAUCCUCUCUGCUCUCUCCGUCGGACAGACUUGGGUUUUGAAUUCUGGAGCUUCACCUUCCAGCUGAGCUUUCCAGGUAUUUGGUGUGUUUUUUCCAUGUCACGCUCUCCUUUUGGUACUAAUUACAUGGCUAAUAUUUAGAUUCGUUCUUCCUCACCUUUUCUAUCUACACUGAUCGCUUAAUCCAUUGCUUUCCCUUCCCCUGCACUUCACAGGUACUGUUAU